Closterium sp. Naga37s-1 is the source of this 804-nucleotide messenger RNA. The record is from the annotation of a GenBank genome assembly. NCBI's taxonomy places the organism in Eukaryota, Viridiplantae, Streptophyta, Zygnematophyceae, Desmidiales, Closteriaceae.
AUGCCAGACCGCUGCCUACACCUUUGCUUCUGUGCUGAUCCUGUCUUGCUUCCCAUCGCAUUUCCUCCUCACCCUUCCUCCCUCGCCGAUCUGGUGAGUACCUUGCCCGCGCCCAAUCUUCCCCUUGCCCUUGGUGCUGCCAGCGCUUCUCAGGUGUUGGGGAUCGUGGAGCUCUCCUUCCCUCCUGCCCAUAACGAUUGUCUCGGUGACGCCACUCCUCCUCCCAUCUCCCUCUCUGUCCUCGCUGCAGAUCACGUUUUGGCGAGCGAUCCGGCGAGCGUGGCCCACUUCCCCGCCUCCCGUCAUGGUGGCGAUACGAAUUUGGCGAACGCGACUCGCCUCCACGCCUUCCCUCAUGGCGCUGGCGCCGAUCCGGCGAGCGUGACCCGCUUCCCCGCGCUCCGUGAUGCUGCUGACGCGUUUCCGGCGAGCGCGACUCGCCUCCCCGCCUCCCGCUGCGAUUCCUCCAUGGAUCUAGCGAGCGCGACCCGCCUCCCCGCCUCCCGCUGUGAUACCUCCCCGGAUCUGGCGAACGCGACCCGCUUCCCCGUCUCCCGUCACGAUGCUGACGUGGCUCAGGCGAACGCGACUCGCCUCCCCGCCUUUCGUCAUGAUGCGGGCGCAGAUCUGGCGCGCGCGGACCGCUUCCCCGCUUUCCGUCAUUCUGCUGGCGCGGAUCUGGCGUGCGCGACGCGCCGCCACCCUGCUCCCCGCCGUGCGCCUGCUGUCCAGAAACGUGCGCUUCCUUACGCGCGCUUGGUACGCUGCCAGUUCCGCCUGUCUCUUCCGCCUCGCCUGCCUUAG